Molecule: messenger RNA, 2189 nt
Organism: Homarus americanus (American lobster)
Lineage: Eukaryota; Metazoa; Arthropoda; Malacostraca; Decapoda; Nephropidae
Product: chromodomain-helicase-DNA-binding protein Mi-2 homolog
Biological process (GO): negative regulation of transcription by RNA polymerase II; chromatin remodeling
Cellular component (GO): chromatin; nucleus
Molecular function (GO): histone binding; chromatin binding; ATP binding
Source: RefSeq, a predicted model, not a curated record
GAUUACUGCGAGGUGUGUCAACAAGGCGGUGAGAUCAUUCUGUGCGACACGUGCCCCAAGGCCUACCACCUGGUGUGUCUUGAGCCCGAGCUGGAGGAGGCACCUGAGGGGAAAUGGUCUUGUCCCACCUGUGAGGUCGAGGGGGUGAAGGAAGAGGAUGAGCAUAUGGAGUACUGUAAAGUUUGUAAGGACGGAGGUGAAUUGCUGUGCUGUGAUUCGUGCGUCAACGCCUACCACACGUACUGCCUGUCUCCGCCCCUAUACAAGGUGCCAGAGGGAGAGUGGACCUGCCAGAGGUGUGCCUGUGAGCCUCUGCCUGGCCGCGUACAGAAGAUAUUGUUCUGGAGGUUCGUUGAUCCCCCCAAACCACCGGACAAUUGGAAAGAGGCCGUCGGGGAGAAGGCCGAGAAGUACCAAUUUAAACAGCUGCGGGAGUUCCUGGUCAAAUGGGUGGAUAUGUCCUUCUGGCACUGUUCCUGGAUCUCGGAGUUGAUGCUGGACGUUUAUCAUCCACAGAUGUUACGGUCGUAUUUCAAGAAGUUCGACCCCGAUGAGCCGCCCAUUCCAGGGAUAGACGACGACGAUGAGUUAGGCUCACAGAGACGACACAAGAAGGAGAUUGACCCCAAUUCACUGGAGGAAAGGUACUAUAAAUACGGCAUCAAGUCCACGUGGCUCAAGAUCCACCGCGUGCUGAACCACCGCACGCUGCGAGACGGAACGACCCAGUACCUCGUUAAGUGGCGUGACCUCCAGUACGACCAAGCGACCUGGGAGGACGAAGACGAGGAUAUCGUUGGGCUUAAAACGGCCAUCGAGUUCUACCAUGAUCUGAGGGCUGCUUGUAAUGCUGAUGUGGGAACCAAGAACAAGAAGGGUAAGAGGAAGGGCAAAUCCCGCACCAGAGAGUUGGGCGACGAAGACCGUGAACCUUCCUCCCCCCGGCGCUACACUCCCCCCCCAGACAAACCCAUCACCAACCUGAACAAGAAACUGGAGAAACAACCGGAUUACAUCGACAUAACCGGCCUGUCACUUCACGAAUAUCAGCUAGAGGGCGUUAACUGGCUGAGGUACUCAUGGGGCCAAGGCACUGACACCAUCUUAGCCGACGAGAUGGGCUUAGGAAAGACCAUCCAGACUAUCGCCUUCCUCUACUCUCUAUACAAAGAGGGCCACUCCAAGGGGCCAUUCCUGGUGGCCGUGCCCCUGUCCACGAUCAUCAACUGGGAGAGGGAGUUCGAAAUGUGGGCCCCGGAUUUCUAUGUCGUUACCUACGUCGGGGAUCGCGACUCACGCACGAUGAUCCGCGAACACGAGCUGUCGUUCGAGGAAGGGGCGGUGCGUAGUGCGUCCAAGGCCACGCGUAUCCGUACCACUAAUGUCAAGUUCAACGUUCUGCUGACAUCCUAUGAGAUGAUAUCCAUGGAUCAGGCUUGUCUGGGGUCCCUGGAGUGGGCGUGUUUGGUCGUCGACGAGGCUCAUAGACUCAAGAGUAAUCAGUCUAAGUUCUUCCGAGUGCUAAACCAGUACAACAUCAUCUACCGGCUGCUCCUGACUGGUACACCUCUCCAGAACAACUUGGAGGAGCUGUUUCAUCUGCUAAACUUCCUGUGCCCGGAGAAGUUCAGCGACCUGUCAACUUUCCAGAACGAAUUUGAAGACAUCGCCAAGGAAGACCAGAUUAAGAAACUCCACGACCUCCUGGGGCCUCACAUGUUGCGGAGGUUGAAGACUGAUGUGUUGAAGAACAUGCCAACGAAAUCCGAGUUCAUAAUCCGGGUAGAACUGUCGCCGCUACAGAAGAAAUAUUACAAGUAUAUUCUGACGCGGAACUUUGAAGCCUUGAACUCUAGGGGAGGCGGACAGCAGGUCUCCCUUCUGAACAUCGUAAUGGACCUGAAGAAAUGCUGUAAUCACCCUUACCUCUUCCCCGCUGCUUCCGAAGAGGCGCCUAAACUACCCAAUGGCAUGUAUGUCACCAAAGACCUCGUUAAGGCCAGCGGGAAGUUUAUUUUGCUGGAGAGUAUGUUGGAGAAGCUGAAGAGAGAUGGUCACAGGGUGUUAAUAUUCUCCCAGAUGACCAAAAUGCUGGACAUUCUAGAAGACUUUUGUGAAGGCCUCGGGUACAAGUACGAGAGGAUCGACGGAGGCAUUACUGGUCUACUGCGUCAGGAAGCUAUCGACAG